Molecule: messenger RNA, 2226 nt
Organism: Hypoxylon fragiforme
Lineage: Eukaryota; Fungi; Ascomycota; Sordariomycetes; Xylariales; Hypoxylaceae
Product: succinyl-CoA synthetase-like protein
Exons: 6
Coding region: 190-1782 (530 amino acids)
Biological process (GO): tricarboxylic acid cycle
Cellular component (GO): mitochondrion; succinate-CoA ligase complex (ADP-forming)
Molecular function (GO): succinate-CoA ligase (ADP-forming) activity; succinate-CoA ligase (GDP-forming) activity
Source: RefSeq, a predicted model, not a curated record
CUGUCACCACAAAUCCGUUCUCUAAUUCAUAACUCAUAAUCCAUAAAAUCCUGACCUAUUGAAAUAAAAUAGGCUACGACCAAUGCACGAGAGUCCUUAAAAUGGGGAACCAAUAUAGUCGGGGGCGUGACGCCAGGUCGCGAAGGAGAGCACCUAGGCCUGCCCGUCCUGCCUAGUGUUCGAAAGGCUAUGGAAGUCCUUAGACCCGAUGCGACGGGGAUCUACGUAGCAGCUCACCAGGCUGUUGGCGCAAUCGAAGAGGCCAUCGAGGCCGAGGUCCCCCUUAUCGUUGCCGUGGCGGAACACAUUCCCCUACAUGACUUUUUUCGAAUUUACUCCAUGUUACAAACGCAGUCUACCUGCAGACUGCUUGGUGCGAAUUCACCAGGCAUCAUAUCAGCCGUGGGGAAAUGCAGGAUCGGCUUCCAUCCUAUACCAUGUUUUCAACCGGGACGAAUAGGGAUCGUGGCUAGGUCAGGGACGUUGAGUUAUGAGACCGCUGCCUCGACCCUGAGAGCCGGUUUAGGUCAAAGCAUGUGUAUAGGCAUUGGAGGCGAUAUGAUCCCAGGCACGACCUUGAAGGAAGGCCUGCAAAUUCUCGUCGAGGAUGACGAUACCGAGGGUAUCGCAUUCAUAGGAGAGGUAGGGGGCUAUGGCGAGCUCGAGGCUGCCGAAUUCAUCAAGUCAUACCGUGCUCAAAAUAAAAACCCAAAGCCAAUCGCUGCCCUUGUCGCAGGCAUGCAGACGGUCCCAGGACAGCCAAUGGGCCACGCAGGAGCAGUAUCUCUCCUUGGCGAACCAUCAACAGCGACUAAGCUCGAAGCUUUGAGGGCAGCUGGAGUAGCAAUAGUCGGCCACCCUUCCAGAUUCGGGCCGGUGCUGAAGUCUAUGAUAGACGCCACCAAUGUAGCUGCUUCAGGCAGCGGUAUUUCCCAGAGGAGAGGAAUUCAUACCGUAGCCCAUCGGCCGACCUCAUCUCAACGGGCACUACCCAGGAAAACUUGGUGCCAACGACGAAGCUUUUACCUAUCAGAAACGGCCCUGCGUCUCCUCCGCAAACGAGGUCUCCCCAUCGCGGACAGUACCACUCGUCAGUCCAGUCUCCCCCUAGAAGAAGAAGAAGAAACAUUUUUGGACCUCCCUCAACCACAAGGCCCCGACAUCGUGGAUACAAGUCGGCCUAGACGUCUGGUAGUGACAUUCAACCGAUCCGCGAAAAACCCUUGUAUAAUCGCAUUCCACCCCGACAACAAUUCCGAGUUCGAGAAAUUUGAUUUCGACUAUGGCGCAGCGGCGGAAGACAUCCCGAUCGAAGACAUAGCAUUCUUCCAAGGUCUGCCCCUGUCCUCAAUUCCCUCCCUAGGGAAGAUCGUUACCGGACUCGUGCGUCUUUUUAAGGAGAAGGAGGCCUUUCAGCUCUCGGUCGAGAUCCGGUGCAAAGAUAGCAAGGAUGGCCUGACGAUGGUGAUCACGGACGCACAGCUAGGUUUCGAUGACGCCGCGUUCCGGAGCGGUGGGCGCCACGCCGAUCUCCAGAAGCUGCGGACCAAACUUCUCGAGCACACGGUCGAGAGUGACGGGAUCACGUACAUGAAACUGGCGCCGCCAGGGAACAUCGGCACGCUGGUCAACGGCGCGGGCUUGGCGAUGAAUACCGUGGAUGCGCUCGCCGCUGCGGGGGGCCACGCAGCGAAUUUCUUGGAUACGGGUGGGAAGGCUACGAGCGAGACGGUGAAGCGGAGCUUUGAGCUUAUAUUGGAGGACCAGGAUGUCAAGGUAUGAUGAAUUCUAAUUCUUUCCCCUUACUUAUUUCGUCCCUAGUAUCUAAUGAAGUUACUAACUCCCACGACCCUCUCCUUCUUAGUGCAUAUUCGUCAACAUCUUUGGCGGCCUAACCCGCGGCGACAUGAUCGCCGAGGGUAUCGUCCUAGCCUUUAAAGACCUGCGCAUCCCUUUACCCGUCGUCGUCCGCAUCCGCGGGACGAACGAGCGGGAGGGCCAGCGCAUCAUCGCUGAGAGUGGGCUGCCGCUGUUCGCCUUCGAUGACUUUGAUGAGGCUGCUGCGAAGGCUAUCGAGCUGGCGAAUCAGGAGUAGAUGGAUAGAUCAGCAUGUAUGGAUCUGAUGAGAUAUACAUAUAUAGAAUACUUUUUUAUAUAACUAUCCAUGUACCUGCAUAAAUAAUACUAACUAUCAUUUAAUACUAUUUUCACUUUUACUUUUUUUCU